Molecule: messenger RNA, 2847 nt
Organism: Cuscuta campestris
Lineage: Eukaryota; Viridiplantae; Streptophyta; Magnoliopsida; Solanales; Convolvulaceae
Source: the annotation of a GenBank genome assembly
GGCGCAGCUAUCUCAUCUCAUACAUAUUAGUCUUAAUAUAUUUUGACGUCCGUAUUAUCAUAAUAUUCGACUAAGGAUAUUUUAGAUCUAGUCUCUAUAUUUGUAAUAGACUCACAAUUAGAACAUCGUAGUUCUUAACUAUGUUACUAGAGCACUAAUCUAUGGACUGAAGUUAUGUCUAAAGUACACGAGAUUAUUUAAACAUUCAUCAAAGCCUUUAUUCUUGAAAUAAUCCAGAUACAAAUCAUAAGUUGGCCUCUAGGGCCUACAUAUAUUCAAAAACAUAAUAAUAAAAAAUAUCCAUGGAGGAUUGGGGUCAGCAAGCUAUAUCAUUACUGCAGGAUACCGCGUACGACUGGUGGAAACGGUUUAUGUCUAGGGUGUGGUCAGGUCACUUUCGGAAGGACUGUCCGACGAACCUCGACGAGACUUUUUCUGCAACACUAGGGGUGUUGACUACUCCCACUACCCGACAGGCUGAGCUUGCUCAGAGUCAUCGUACCAUGGCUGCAUCUAACCAGCCGAGGAGGCCAGCGCCAAACCAGGAGCAAGGUCGAGCACCAACUCGUACUGAUCCUCAGGCAAAUGAUGUCAUCAUGAAGAAAAACCCAAAACCGAAAGAAGGUAGAAAAAAUGAUAACCUACCUAAUAAAAGGAAGAAAAUGGAUGCGUCUGAGAUCUUUGCAUCACAACGGCGGCAUGCUUGGCCCGUGCAAGACGAAGAUGGUGUUUACGACCUCACCUUGGGAGAGCAUCAGAAUCCUGUGUACAAACAAGAGCAGAAACCAUAUAUAUUCCCAGACAGUGACUGUAGAAACACAGAGAUCAAGAAAGAGACCAAGGAAAGGGAAGUUAGCGUCAGUACUUGUUCGGAGGGGUGGGGCUGCCGGCGCUGGAGCUGGAGGGGUGGGGCUGCCGGUGCUGGAGGGGUGGGGCUGCCGGCGCUGAAGCUGGAGGGGUGGGGCUGCCGGCGCUGCUAUGCUCUCGACGGAGAAGAAGGACGUGGAAUUGGAGUUGUCCGAAUUCUGUCGCUUGUGGAGGUUGAAGUGGGAGAAGGGAGAUUUGAGAAUUUUGGGGAAGAAGGAAUGGCGACUUCUUCCUUCAAAUCUACUUCCAAACGGGGAACCAGGAACACCAGAAAUGAUAAUUCCAAGGAAUACCCCACUCCCACUUCUUCUUCCUCCUCCUCCUCCAAGCCGCUCCGACGGAGAUCCCUAAGCAUUAGCGCCGUUUCUAGGAUCUCUAGACAAGAUGCUUCGUCGGAGUUUUCUAACAAGCGAGAUAAUCCAUUGUUCUGGACCUCGAAUAUUUCGCCCAGUGACCAGGAUGAAAACAGGAAAGUUGGAAAUGAAAAAGAAAAGGAGACGUCUCUUUUUGAUGGAUUUAGUAAAGGUAAAGUUGCUCGUGAUUCUGCAAUGUCCAUGUCCACCAAUAGAGAGGUUGACAACAGAGGGCGAUCGACUACAAGAAGCUCUAGGGAUAUCAGGAAUGGGAUUGGACGGAGCCUUUCCCGUGUACGUGGCCGGCCUGUGUCUAGGGGCCGCUAUGGAUCAGCUAAUGAGAAUGAAAUGGAGCAUGAUCCCCUUUUAUUAAAAACUAUUAAUCAAAGAAGAGAGCUAAGACAUGUUGCCAAAAGUUCCAUAGGAUCUGCACUAGUUGAAAAGGAUACAGUUACACAUGAUCGGGUAAGUGGCUCAAAAAUAGCAGCACUCCAAAGUCAACACAAUGAGCUUUCAGAAGAUGAUUCUAAUUAUAGCAUACACAAUUCAACUGGGGAAGAUGGAAUUUCAAUAAGUUCUUUUUCUGAAGCAGAUGAUAAAAUCAUCCAAACUUCUGAGCAGGUAAUGCGAAGGGACAAUGUUAAUAACAUUUCAACCUAUAGUGCUGCGGAUAUUCCUCCAAAUUUGAAUCCUGAGGCUGUUGACUUAGUUUUAAGCAUUAGAAAGGAAUAUUGUAGAAAACUUGAGGAGUCUCAAGAAAGGACUAGACAGCUGAAAGCAGAUUUGGCGGUAGAAGAGCAUCACGGGCAGGAGCUAAAUAGAAUUCUCAAGGAGAUAGUACCUGAUUCACGGAAAUUCAUUUCUCCCCAGAGAACUCGGAUUGCAAGAAGAAGGAGCAAUGAAAGAAAAAAGAUGUCGCAGCGCCUUACUGAAGAAGCAAUGGCAUACUUUGAUCAUUUUGAUGAAUGUGUAUCAACAUCAACUUUUGAUGGUUCUGACUUCUCAGCACCUGAAGAUCCACCUCACAGUUCAAUUGGAGCAACCUCCUCAGACUGCAAGAGUCUAGUGGAACCCCACGAAAGUAUGGAAGGUUUUUCUCGCAAUACGAAGAUAUCCUGCGGCAUUAGUAAGUUAUCUUUCAUGCACGAAUCGCCGAAACAUCCUGAAGUGGAUGAUGACAUUAGGAGAUGUAUUAAGCUUUUUGAAAGAGAGACAGUCACAAGUGAAAUCAAUGCCGAAACGGUCGCAUCACAUUGUGAUGAUGCAAGUGCAUACAAAUUGAUAGGACACAUAGAGAGCUUGUGGUUUCAUCAGGUGGUUUACAACAAAAGAAUAGAUUCUGGGGGUUUGCUCCUUUGUGGCGGGGGCAUUGCGGUUGCUGGUUUUCCCUUUGGGUCUUCUUCCAUUUGAAGAGUCAAUGAUUUAAACUGUGAAGGUAUUUUUUUUUUUUUACAUUUUAAGGAAAAUGAAAAGGUAUAUAGAUCAUAGGGAUAUUAGAGUGUUCAACUGUCCAUGGAACAACUACACUCGAAUUUAUGCAUUAUUCACUAGUUACAUGUCUAUGGGCCUGUUUGGGAAUAGCGUUAGAGAAUAGCGUUAGCGUUUUGAAUAAAAUUUUAACAGUGUA